Molecule: messenger RNA, 2643 nt
Organism: Nematolebias whitei (Rio pearlfish)
Lineage: Eukaryota; Metazoa; Chordata; Actinopteri; Cyprinodontiformes; Rivulidae
Gene: tnfaip3
Product: tumor necrosis factor, alpha-induced protein 3
Exons: 8
Coding region: 32-2491 (819 amino acids)
Biological process (GO): protein deubiquitination involved in ubiquitin-dependent protein catabolic process; positive regulation of Wnt signaling pathway; cell migration
Cellular component (GO): cytoplasm; nucleus
Molecular function (GO): DNA binding; cysteine-type deubiquitinase activity; zinc ion binding
Source: RefSeq, a predicted model, not a curated record
GUUCCCCCUCCUGCCCGGCUACUCGUCCGCCAUGUCGCAGGGUCAAAACUUCCUCCCCAAGUUCCUGUUCGUCUCCAACCUGCUGAAAGCCGUGAAGAUCCGUCAGCGAGUGCCCAAUGACGUGGUGAAGCCUGCCGCCAGCGGUGACCUCAUGCACCACCUGCGGGGAAUGCACCGCCACACGCUGGAGAUGAUCGCCAUGAACCACUUCCCCCAGGCCUUCAGGGAGGUAGUGCAGGCCGCCAUCCUGGACCGAGGGAUGCAGGCCUCGUUGGAACAGGAGAAGAAGCUCAACUGGUGUCGGGAGUUGAAGAAGAUGGUGCCACUUCGCACCAAUGGAGAUGGGAACUGUCUGCUUCAUGCUGCGUCUCAGUACAUGCUUGGUGUUCAGGACACAGACCUGGUGCUCCGGAAAGCUCUCCACAAGGUUCUGAAAGAGACGGACACUACUGUUUUUAAAGCUCGCUUCCAGGCGGAGCUGCUGCAGUCCCAGGAGUUCACGCAGACCGGACUCCGAUACACCACCAUGAACUGGGAGGAGGAGUGGGAUAAAAUUGUAAAGAUGGCAUCGCCGGUCUCUAGUAGCAAUGGCCUCCAGUUUGACUCCCUGGAGGAUAUUCACAUCUUCAUCCUCUCCAACAUUCUCCGCAGGCCCAUCAUCGUCAUUGCAGACCAGGUGGUCAGAAGUAUGAAAUCUGGCUCCUCCAUCUCUCCUCUUAAUGUGGGUGGGAUUUAUCUGCCUUUACAAUGGAAGCCCGCAGAUUGCUAUAAAUACCCAAUAGUGCUUGGCUACGACUCCCAGCAUUUCGCACCCCUCAUCACCGUCAAAGACAGUGGUCCAGAGAUCCGAGCAGUUCCACUGAUUAACCCAAAACGAGUUGGCUUCGAGGAGCUGAAGGUGCACUUCUUAAUGGAGAAGGAGCACCCUCAGAAAGAGAGACUUCUUAAUGACUACCUGCACAUUAUAGAGAUCCCCGUCAUAGGCUUGGGCCACGACACCACAUGGAUCAUGAAAGCUGCACGACUGGAUGAGGGCAACCUGCCUGAAGACAUGAACCUGAUGGAAGACUACCUACAGCUUGUCAACCAUGAGUAUCAGCGCUGGCAGGAGGACAAGGAGCAAGCCUGGGCCGCCCAGCCGCAGCGACCGCCACCGUUCUCUGUGUCUCAACUCUCCCUCAUUGAGAUCCGUUGUGCCACGCCCCGAUGCACCUUCUAUGUCUCCGUGGACACGCAGCCUCAUUGCCACGAAUGCUUUGAGAAGCGACAGGCCACCACCGGAGGAGGCGCAAGGAUAGAAGGGGUGGUUCAGACCAAGGGAGCAAGUGUACAGGGAGGUUUGGGAGUGGUGGGAGGCUCAGAGGCUGAGGUGAGCUCCAGAGGGACUCGAAGCAGUAGCCCACCCUGCUCUUCCACUGGUAGAGGGGUGGUCUUGUCCAGUCCCCGCUCGGCCCCACCCACUGCUCCCAGCCUCAGUCUUUACAGUGAAACUCAUGCCAUGAAGUGCAAAACACCGGGCUGCCUCUUUACCCUCAGUGUGGAGCAUGAUGGACUUUGUGAGCGCUGCUUCAACUCCAGGCAGAAUCACGGACCCCCUGUAGCUGGAACAGUUACUACAGGGCUCCCUGGCCCCAACGGGGCACCUACUGUUCCCCACCCAGCUCCAGGCUCUGGCUGGACCCAGUGGGCGGGCUGCGAGACAGAGACUGAGCGAUGCAGCAUGUGCAGACAGGAGGCGUUCAGGAUAUUCAAUGGCCUGUGUCCUCCAUGCAUGCAGAGACAACAGGCUCCAGAGAGGAGUGAGCCACAGCAGAGCAACCCCAGGACUGAGGGUUCUGCUUGGAGCCAGGCCAGAGACACUGAACAGCCAUGCCUCACGCUAACCCCAGGACACACGUCGGCCUGGCAGGCCCCUCUGGCCCGGCCAUGUAAAAGAUCUGGCUGCCAAUUUUUUGGGACACCAGAGAAACUGGGUUUCUGCACUAUUUGCUAUGUAGACUAUCAGACCAACCACCACCUGACUCCUCCUCCUGCCCCAGUCCAGAGCAGGCAUGGUUUGGAGGCAGGCUUCCAGAAUGCCACACGGUGUCGUGGAUCUGGAUGUGGCUCAGCUGGCAAGGCAAUGCUGGAGGGCUAUUGUGAUAAGUGCUACGUCAAAGAGCAGAGUUCACGUCUCAACCAAGUGGCACAUAGGACCCCUUACUCCCCCCCUUUGCGUGACCGAGCAGCUAAACCCAGAUCUUCGCAACAAUCCCAGACCCAGACUCAGUGCCGGCGAAGUGGCUGCAGUAAUGUGUCCCCGGGUUGCACAGACCUCUGCCCGGAGUGCCACACGCGCGGCCAGGGACGAGAAGCAGGCAGGCGGGCGCAGGCGCCCAAAGAAAAGUCUAAGCAGAGGUGCCGGACACAAGGCUGCGACCACUAUGCCAACCAGGAGAAACAGGGCUACUGCAACGAGUGUGACCACUUCAAACAGAUCUAUCGUGGCUGAUCACAUUCGGCGCACGGCGUCGAUGACGACCCAUCGGUAGCUCGUUAGAGCCACUGCCCUGCAGCGGGCUCCCCAUGCCAGUCAAUGCACCUCUGAUACUAACUAACUAAGUAGCUAGUGACUAACUAGCAACCUUAUGGCCUGAAAAUCAA